AUGUAUCUUGAAGAUCGUACAGUUCGUCUGCAGUUAUGGGAUACAGCUGGGAAAGAUAGGUUUAGGAGACUCAUUCCAAGUUACAUAAGGGAUUCUUCAGUUGCUGUUAUCACAUAUGAUGUUUCAAGUGCAAAUAUACAAUCUUAUUUGAUGAAGAUCAAUCCAUUGCGACCACCUAUUGUUGUUCUUAUCACAUGCCAAUCUUAUAACUUUCUACUCUUCAUGAUUCCUAGAGGUGUUGGUUCCCCGAGUGUGAAGAUAGUUGUGGUUGGAACUGGUACAACAAGCAUAUUUGAUGAAGCUCAAUCCAUUGAUGUUGCAUUUGUCCCAUCAAAAGUGUUAUCCAUUACAACAACUGGGAAGGUUUUUGCUUCAGAGCUUCCAAAUCAUGGGAAUGAAAAUUGCACUGUUCUAUAUCCUGCUUCUGAAAAAGCUAGUCAUGACUUAGAAAAUGGCUUAUCUAAACGCGAAUUUCAUGUCACACGAUUAAAUACUUACACAAUGAGAUCUCUUUUUGAUAGUCAUGCAAAUGCAAACCCUGGGCAUAUAGUCCUAUUGGAAUUGGAAGUAUCCCAAGGCACAUUAACAUACAUAUUCAUGCUUGUGGUUCGAAUUGGACCUAAAGGUGGUUGCUGA
Messenger RNA from Lactuca virosa, 636 nucleotides. Lineage: Eukaryota; Viridiplantae; Streptophyta; Magnoliopsida; Asterales; Asteraceae. The record is from the annotation of a GenBank genome assembly.